AAUAUGGCCGUUGGAACGGCGUCAUAAAUACUUUUUGACGUUGUUUAUAUUUUUGCAGAAAUAUUAAGUGUCUAUUUAUUAAAUUGCAAUAUUGAGUCUGGUUGAGACUAUGAUGUAAAAGGAAAACUCAGUGUGUCAAUGGUCUAGUGCAAUAAUGUAUUAGAUAUUGUUUUACCAAAGGAUGUCAAACACGGUCGGUUCAUCGGGCCCUGCUCCCGGCAAAAUACGUGGACCUGGCAGGCCACCAAAACGUACGUGUACAUGGUGCGCAGAGAGUAAAACUCCUCUAAAAUAUGUCUUACCUACAGAGAAUGGUAAAAAGGAGUUCUGUUCCGAAACAUGUCUUUCUGAAUUUAGACAGGCGUAUAGUAAAGGCGCCUGUCUACACUGCGAUAAUGUUAUUAAAGGGAAUGCUCCAUCAAGUAGCAAGAACUUUUGUUCAACUUUUUGUUUGAAUAAAUAUCAAAAGAAAAAUGAAAAACGGACUUCUUCACCGCAAUCUGGAAAUGGUGCAAAUGGUUCUGAAAACCAUUCUAAUAACAAUUCCACAGGAUCAUAUUAUGAUAUUUAUCAAGCAUUCGAUUGGAAUGAGUAUAUGAAAGAAACAAGUAGUGUACCAGCUCCACAGGAAUGUUUCAAACAAGCUCCUUUACCUCCAGUCAAUGAUUUCAAAGUAAACAUGAAAUUAGAAGCAUUGGACCCCCGUAAUUUGACUUCAACUUGCAUAGCUACAGUAGUUGGCGUGUUGGGUCCGCGUCUCAGGUUGAGGCUUGAUGGUAGUGACAAUAAAAAUGAUUUUUGGCGGCUUGUUGAUGCUGGUGAUAUUCAUCCUAUUGGUCACUGUGAGAAGAAUGAUGGAAUGUUACAGCCUCCUCUUGGGUUUCGUAUGAAUGCUAGUAGUUGGCCUAUGUUUUUGCUCAAAACAUUGAAUGGAGCUGAAAUGGCUCCUGCUCAAGUGUUCCAAGAAGAGCCGCCAACUCCUAAGACAAAUUCUUUUAUGGUUGGACAAAAGUUGGAAGCUGUAGACAAGAAAAACCCCCAAUUAAUUUGUUGUGCUACAGUAGGAGCAGUGAAAAAUGAUCAGAUUCAUGUGACUUUUGAUGGCUGGCGAGGUGCUUUUGACUAUUGGUGCAAGUAUGAUUCAAGGGACAUAUUCCCAGUGGGCUGGUGUGCUAGAGCAGGCCAUCCAUUGCAACCUCCAGGCCAAAAAAGUGCCACUGCACCUUCUAGGUUUAAGUUACGGCCUAGUGGUAUCCCUAAUCCAGCUUUGCCGGAGGGUGGAUCUACUGGCACUAGUAAUUCAACUUCACCAAUAUCAACACCAACAGCCAUUGUUCGUUUACGAAUACGUAGUAGUUGUUCUGGAGGUAGCAGCUCUUUGCCCAGUGCAAUUACUGGCAUUGGACCUUCUGGAGCAGCCGAGUCUCUUGCAAAGGACCUGAUUAGUGUGCAUCCUGAUCCGCAGAGGUUAACAAGGGCGAUAUUAACAGCAUCUAGUAGUUAUUCAAAUAUAACUAAUGUACAGGUUUCAUCAGGCUCUAAAAACUAUUCUGUGAAGGUACCAUCAGAUCUUACUAAUGAUGAAUUGAAAAGUUGGCUGAAGGCUGUAUGUAAUAGUGUUGGAUGCUGCCCAGGAAUGAUAGAAAUAGAUACAGGCGAGGUUGCAGCUCGACCUUGCUCUUUAUGUAAUGAAUCCACUUCAAAUAGCGUGUCAUCAGCUGUUAAGAGGCCUAAGAGUGAUGACACUAGCAGCAGUAAUGUCAACGGUACGGGUGAGUCAUCGAGCGGCGACGGGCCUGGUGGUGGAGGUGGCAGCGGCAAGAUGGCUCGGAUAUCUCCCGAGCGACCCGAGCCUGCGUCUUCCACUACGGGUGCUCCGCCGCCGCCUUCGCCUGCUUCACCGCCCGCCGAUUGGUCUGUUGAGGAUGUUAUAGGAUUUAUAGCAGCUGCAGAUCAGGCAUUAGCUGCUCAUGCGGACUUGUUUAGGAAACAUGAAAUAGAUGGCAAAGCAUUGCUACUUUUAAACUCUGAUAUGAUGAUGAAGUAUAUGGGUUUAAAAUUAGGUCCUGCGCUAAAAAUUUGUAAUUUAGUGUCGAAAAUAAAAAAUCGACGACAUUAUAGUACCUAAGUAGAUGUACUAUACAUAUAAUUUGCUCUUAGAGUCUGAAACUGUAAGUUUCUUAAUUUUAAUAAUAUGUAUAAUAUUAAGUAUUUUAUUGCAUUUCAAAAUAUAAAUGCUCUAUUUCCAUAUUACAGAUCAUGAAGGUUUCUUCUUUAUUAGAAUCUCAAAGACAUUAAGUUUAUUGCAUAAUAAUUCAAGCAAUACCUGCUCAAUAUUUUACUAUAUUAUUAUUAAACCCUUUUGGAUUAACAGUUGUAAAUCCAAAAAGCUGUUGUUUACUUGAUAAUUUAUUACCACUACUUAAUUUAUCUGUUUUUAUCUCCACUUUAUAAAAUGCCGUCCUUUACAUUAUGUUUUCAUUGUAUUAUAUGAAGUGGCUGAAAGAAGAGGUCACAAACUUUAGUCGUUUAGAGUGGCAAUAUAUGAGGGGUGUUUCAUGGACAUCACAGCAUGGAGUGUUCUGUGGUCAAGGGGCACCGGCUUCCAAAAAAAUCUCGCGGGUGCUCAUUCUUUUUUGAUAACUAGACACUUAUUCAUUAUUUCUGCUGAAAGACAGGAACUGUUUACUGGACAAGCAAGCGCGAUGUAAACAACACAUAAUGAGAUGUGGAUUAUUUUAAUUAUAUUAUGAUGUCUAGCAUCAUGGGUGAUCCGCACCCACUAUUUAUCUCUUGUGGGUGCUGGAGCUCCGAGCACCCAUGGAGUCGGCGCCCCUGUCUGUGGUGAGGACCAAUUGAAUAAAAAAAGAUUUAAGAGUAGAAUAAAACUGAAGUAAAAAUGAUCCUUAUUAAUAUAAACUUAACCAUAAGUAUUUCGAAAUUGUAAAUCCUUGCUAAUAUAAAUCCGAAAGUAAAUCUAUUUGUUACACUUUCACGUCUAAACUACUGAACCGAUUUUGAUGAAAUUUGGAACGUCGGAAAGGGUUGAACGUUGUUACACGUCGCGUUCACGGGACUUGCCAAGCGUCAUACACAAUAAACGAUGAUCCUGCGGCGGCGCGGCGCGGUGUAGUGGGGGUAAUAUUGCUAAGUGUGCCUACCCGAAGGGGCAGAUGAUUGUCGGACGUAUGCGAGUAUUGGAAUUUUUCCGCUGUAACGAUUUUGAUUUGUUUUUAGGGGUUUGUCUUGAGUUAAUGUUUUUCGUCAAAAAGUAUCAUAUCAAAUUCUUUCGGUUUUCUGCAGGUUAAUACAUUUUCGUUUUCUUUGGGUCAUUUUUUUUUUGUUUAUUUCAAUCGCAAAAAGUUAGUUUAUAUGAUUUAAAAAAAUAAUGUUUAUCGUAAUCUACAUAUAAAUAGGUUAAGCUAUAAUCAUGACUGGAAUGGCAAAAUGAGAAAAUGUUUUAAUUCUCCGUAUUCCAGUAAUUCCGACUGAAUUGCCAUUUCAGUUUAAGAGUGCAGUUUCCCUUGAAAGCAGAAUUUGCAAUGACAAUCGGUUUGAAGGGUGGAAUAUAGCAGUGAAUUUACAGGGUACAGAGGAAUAAUACCUGAGUAUGGAGUCAUGGGCGAAACAGUAUACUAUGUUAUGUCCAUGGUAUGGCUCGUAUAGGCGACGGUUACCACCUUUUAUCAGGUGGGCCGUCAGCUUGUUUGCCAUUCUAAGUUGCAUAAAAAAAUAAAAAUAAACAAAGCUCAAGGACAAACGUUUAAAGUUGCAAGUUGUAAUGGCUAUUUACUACACCAGUUUGCAAGUAAUAGAUACAUAUUUACAAAAUAAAAAAACCUAUAUUCUGUCCAAAGUAACUAUUCCACGCGAACUAAGUCGCGGGCAAAAGCUAAAUUUCUGUAAUUUCACAAAUAUAAUUUAAUUAGUCUUCAAAGUAUUGUCUGUCAAGAAGAACUCGCAGUAAAUUGGAUAAUUGAUAUUUCAAAACAAUAAUUUAGAAAUUUAAUUGGUGAUUGAUUAUUUAUUUAAAUAGUAUAUCAACCGUUAUCUGUCUAUUGCUAAACAUAGACCUCUUUCAUAAGAAACGGUCAUAAGCUAUCUACAUCUACUCUCUCCCUGGAAUGCAUUUGAAGUAGUCAUUCCAUCUAAUGGAUCGCCAUUCAAUAACUUUUCUUUCCCAUCGGUUGUCGGUUCUUCGAGCUUUAUAGUAUAUGAAUAUUUAAAAUCUAUAGUAUAAUUUAAUCUAAGUCUUUUAAAAAUCGAACUUACCAAUUUUUUAAAUCAAUCCCAAUAAUCGUGAACGGAAUAAACGCUUCAAGGAACACCAGGGGGCCUACCAUGAAAUGAAAUUCCGAAGUUCGGGCUCAAUAUCGUGUUUUUGUUCGUACCAAAAUCGACCCAGUAAAUGGAGCGUUUCGUUCAUCAUAAAUCUUAUCCUAAUAGUCCAGAGGAACGAUAUUUUAAUAUUUUUUAAAAAAAUUAAGCGGCAGGUAUUAUGUAAUUUUAACAUCAAAUUUUUAUUUCGUUCGUCCCCGAAAUUUCGGAAAAUAUUUCAUGGUAGGCCCUCUGUUCACGAGUACGACGGUUGCAAGUGAGUUUGCUAUUAGGAUGUAAUCGUGACAGUAUCAUGUAUUUUACAGAAUAUUCCUACUGUGAUAUGGCACCCAUCAUGCAUUGUUACAUUUAAGAUUAAAGUCUUGGCUUUUACAUCAGUAUUUGCACUAGCUUAAAUCCAAUCAUGAUUGUACGGAUUGUAUGGUUUUAAGACAAAACUGUAGUUCAUACCUAUAGUGUUUACUUUCAGUGUAAUUGUAAUUAUGCCGUGUGAUAGUUUAUAUUUUCUGGUAUUACAAUUAAAACUUACUACAUAUGCGUAGAUUUUUCUUAUUAUUCCUAUUUUUAGUAACAUUUAUACUACAAAGAAUGUAUAAUUGCAGUGCAGUUCCCUACUAUUAUAUUUUUGCAUAUGGGUUCCUUUAUCUAUAAAAAUUAUCAUUAUAGUCAUAAUAAAUGAGUUAUGCAUUUAAUGUAGAAACUGCUCAUUUCGUUAUCCUUAAAUUUAGUUGAUCUUAUGGGCUGUAUUAAUUAGACAUUUCGUUAAGUAAUUGUAUAUAUAUUUAACAUUUAAUAUUAUUAUUGGCUAGUCGUGCGCGAAGUUAUGCCUGAAUGAUAAGUACAUAAUACAAACUUCCAAAAUCAAUACAGUGUACAGAUAUUCUAUAGUAGAUUAGGUCUAGUGCCUUUCAAUAAUUAGGUGUACUUAAAAUGUCCCAAAUAUGACAAGAAGCCCUCGAGGACACCAAUAAAGGUAGCUGUGAUUUUAUGUGUAUGCUGCGUUUCUAAUGUUUUAUUUUUUUAAUCAAACUACAUACGUAGCAGCUAUUUGGUCAUUUAAUGUUAAACUGUCGCAACAUCCCAAAUAAUAAAUUCUUGAUGUUCCUUUUGAAGUCUGUAUGAAUGCUAAGCUACAAAAGUAUUUUAUUUGUAAAUCUGUCUAAUAUUAUAAAAUAUUUAAUUUGCCAUUGUCAAAUUAUAUAAUGUUAACAUUUCAUCAUGUGAUAUUGUCGAUGUUAUUUGUUAUCGUGAUAAAUAUUAUUAAUAGUAAUAAUAUUAAAAUGUGUUGAUUAAUUAAUUAACGUGAUGUAUAUCUUAAGUUUUUUUCAUGACAUGAAUAGUCAUUAAGUGCGGAAUAGCUUAUUUUUUCUUUAAUGUAAAUAAUUAAUCACAUUAACAGUUUGGAUUGUGACAAAUCACAUAUUGGAAUUUGUAUUGGUUUCAUUAAUCACAGUCUAAACUGUAUAUUGUUUUUGGUUUUGAAUACAGACUUAUGUAAUAUAUCUAUGGCAAAAUAUUAUUAUUUAUAUAAGAAAGCCGCUUAUAAUUUGAAAGUACACGAAUAUGUGUAUAACUUGUAUAUACGGUAUAGAAAUGUGUGAAAAAAUAUUUUCACCAUAUAAAACUAUUAUUUUAUUACUCUAGAAUGUAAUAAUUGUAUGUACAUAGGCAGAUUCAUAAAUAAUUGGAAAACGUGUAUAAAAAUAAAUAAAUUGCAAAUUAAUAUAUUUUUAUU
Molecule: messenger RNA, 6073 nt
Organism: Galleria mellonella (greater wax moth)
Lineage: Eukaryota; Metazoa; Arthropoda; Insecta; Lepidoptera; Pyralidae
Gene: Scm
Product: polycomb protein Scm
Exons: 5
Coding region: 182-2128 (648 amino acids)
Biological process (GO): regulation of DNA-templated transcription
Cellular component (GO): nucleus
Molecular function (GO): protein binding; zinc ion binding
Source: RefSeq, a predicted model, not a curated record